Messenger RNA from Panthera uncia (snow leopard), 2687 nucleotides. It is a transcript of the gene NSMCE2, whose product is annotated as NSE2 (MMS21) homolog, SMC5-SMC6 complex SUMO ligase. The record is from RefSeq and is a predicted model, not a curated record. Gene Ontology annotation, biological process: double-strand break repair via homologous recombination; protein ubiquitination; protein sumoylation. Gene Ontology annotation, cellular component: Smc5-Smc6 complex; nucleus. Bases 135 to 962 code for a protein of 275 amino acids. Gene Ontology annotation, molecular function: SUMO ligase activity; zinc ion binding; ubiquitin-protein transferase activity. NCBI's taxonomy places the organism in Eukaryota, Metazoa, Chordata, Mammalia, Carnivora, Felidae. The transcript is spliced from 8 exons.
UGAUGACGCGAGAGCCCGCGCUCGCGGUUUCAGCGACUAGAGAAGGGAGUUGAGGAAGGAGUUGGGGUCCGGGUGGGGGCAGUCCGGGUGCAGCCGGAGAGAGCUGGGUCGGACAUCCAGGCAAUAAUUUCAAGAUGCCUGGACGUUCGAGUUCAAGUUCAGGCUCAACUGGUUUUAUAUCCUUCAGUGGUAUAGAAUCUGCUCUCUCCACUUUGAAAAACUUCCAAUCCUGUAUCAGCUCUGGAAUGGACACAGCUUCUAGUGUUGCCUUGGAUCUUGUGGAAACUCAGACUGAAGUGAGUAGCGAAUACAGUAUGGACAAGGCAAUGGUUGAAUUGGCCAUGAUGGAUCGGGAACUAAGCCAUUACGUAAAGGCUGUUCAGUCUGCGAUAAAUCAUGUAAAAGAAGAACGUCCAGAGAAGAUACCAGAUCUAAAAUUAUUAGUGGAGAAGAAAUUUUUGGCUUUACAGAAUAAGAAUUGUGACACAGACUUUCAAAAUAAUGCAAAAUUUGUACAGUUUAAACAACAGCUGAAGGAACUGAAGAAGCAAUCAGCGAAACCUAAAGAAGAUGGAAGACACAAUGAGGUCGACAAGAUUAAGGAUAAGGAUGCAAGUAGAGCAGGCAAUGGACGAGAUGGUCUUCAAGCCGACAGAGAGGUUGAUGGAACAGAAGGAGUUGAUGAAGAUAUGAUUGUGACCCAGAGCCAGACCAACUUCAUCUGCCCCAUUACACAGGUGGAAAUGAAGAAACCGGUGAAAAAUAAAGUGUGUGGCCACACCUAUGAAGAGGAAGCCAUUGUUCGCAUGAUUGAGUCCAAGCACAGGCGGAAGAAAAAGGCCUGUUGCCCCAAAAUUGGCUGUAGCCACACAGAUGUGAGAAUGUCAGACCUCAUCCAGGAUGAAGCACUUAGAAGGGCCAUCGAGAGCCACAGCAAGAAGAAAACUCGUCACUCCGAGUAGGACAAACACACCUCCCUACAGGGAUGUCUGCAGCCUACCUCCUACCCCAGCCAUCUGGAGAGAGCGGUGCUUGUCAGAGCACUUCGACUGGCUGCAAAGUAUACUUUGUUGGGGUAAAACUCGAAGGUUUUAAGUGUAAUCGGAAGCAUUUUUCUAUGUCACAACAAAACUUCAAGCAUAUUAUAUUGUUUAUUUUUGAGUGUCCUGUAAUUUGAAAUAAACCUUUGGUUACCUGCGGCGUGCCCUAUCCGUGCACCCCCCGGUGUGUAAACUGUUCCAAUGGUGCAGGCAUGGUGGGGCCAGGCCUUUCUAUUCCUAAUAUUUCCGACUGUUUUUUUAUUACAGUUUUAACUGAACAACGUCUUUCAAAGGAUAUUGACGGGGAAACGUGUAGAAACAUCCCAGGUGCAAGCAUUUUCUAUCAGCAUCAUAAAUAACAGCCUGAGGUUCUAAAGCAAAUUUACUUUGUCUACUGACAGUUCCAAAUAUGUAAAUGCUUUUAUUUGUCAUUCUGACCAGCCCAGAACGCUCCGGUAACAGGCUUAUCAGGGCAAUGGUAGUUGAUGCCCUUAAUGGAAACUUCGCCACAGCCCUCUGAGAGCCUAAAGUAUCGUCAGAAGCAACCACAUCCUGACGGUCUCUGUCUCGCUCCGUGGCUCUCAUGCCCCUGGGCCUUGGGGUUUUCAACCAUGAAGUGGAGAUGCGAAGCGAAAUGUUCUCUGGUGUCCCUUUGGCCCUGAAAGUCUGUGGACUGAGGAGGACCGGCCAGGUCUUUAAAUUGAGUAUCUUCGGUUAUACUCGAAUUGUGUGAAGAGUGCUAAUCUAUUAAUAAUUUCCGUAGCAACCUUUUAUCAACCAGUUACACAAGGAAACCAAGAAACGUUAACAAUUGCUAACAUUUAUUGGACACUUACUGUGUUCCAGGUGCUGUUCCAAGGUGACCUAUCUAUGUUCACUCCUGUAGUCUUCACUGCCUGAUGAGAGAGGUACACUUACUAUUCCCACUUUACAGAUAAGUCCAACGAGGCACAGAGAGGUGAAGGAGCCCGUGGAAGGCCACAGAGCUCGUAAGUGGCUGAGCUGGGACAAGACCUCAGGUAGCCCUAGUCCCAGAGUCUGAAUUCUUAAUCCUGUACUCUCCUCCUCCCUAUUGGUUUAUUUAGAUCUAAAAAUCUAUUCAAAGCCCACAUUUAAAACAUGAAGCUUCUGUAAAUAAACAAGCAUAUCCAUGCAUCUAUGCAAAGAAGUUCAUUAACCGGAGUUAACGUCUACUAGGCAGCGAAGGCCAUAAAAUAACGCAUAGUUGAGUUCAAAUGCCUAGUCUAAAUGGCAGAGUUAAUUUUGAAAACACGUUCAUGGAAUUCAGAAAGGAGGAUGACAUUCGGUUGUCUACAAACCAAGUCAAUUUGAAUUUCUUAAGCUGCUUCGUCUGAAUCAGACUUCCUGAGGAAAUGAUUAUGUUUUAAGCCAGAACAAACAGACUUUUCAUGGAAUGUGGUUCUUUUGUGAAAUACUUUGUUUCCUAAACAGAUAGCGACAAGCAUGAAAUACUUGCCCAGGAUUUGAUUUGUGUUUUCCCCGACUCUUUCUAAAGAGAAUUCCAGAAUAUUGGUGUGGACACCAGUAUCCGUUCGAAAAAUGCCAAAUAACACCAUUCCGCUGUGGAAGAGGUGCAGCCUUUCAUAUCUUGUGAGGUUUCUUUCCUUCUUUUUUAGUCUUCAGAAG